AUGGCCACCGUCGAACAGAUUCAGAAGUCCGCGACCGCCGCGGCUCAGAGUCUCAUAGCUUCCGAUGCAAAGACAACUAUGGCUGGAAAACAGCCCCAGGAGAUGAAGGAGCAUGCAUCACAAGUCCUAAACGCUGCGAUACCUACAGUUCAUGGCUGCGUCGAGGCACUCGCAAAGGACCCGAGGCAGCUAGAGGCGGAAGACGUCGAUAUUCUAGCCAUGAGAGCUGUGAGCCUGGCGGCUUUCGGCACCCCGAUUGGAAGUACUUCGUCCAAGAGGAAGUAA
Molecule: messenger RNA, 285 nt
Organism: Diaporthe amygdali
Lineage: Eukaryota; Fungi; Ascomycota; Sordariomycetes; Diaporthales; Diaporthaceae
Exons: 2
Coding region: 1-285 (94 amino acids)
Source: RefSeq, a predicted model, not a curated record